CGUCCACCUCGUCCCUCGUGCCUGGCAGGUCCGCCUUACUCCGCAUAGAUUGGUUGUCCGCCCCCCACGCCCCGCGCUGAUUGGCUCACGUCGCUGCCGCUCCAUUUCAGCCUUGUGGCGCGCGGCGGGGCGGCUACCGGCGGCAGCGGCAGCGGCAGCGGCGGAAGUGACCGGCGAGCCCGGUCCCCGCUGACACCAUGCUUCCCUUGUCACUGCUGAAGACGGCACAGAAUCACCCCAUGUUGGUGGAGCUCAAAAAUGGGGAGACAUACAACGGGCACCUGGUGAGCUGUGACAACUGGAUGAACAUCAAUCUGCGAGAGGUGAUCUGCACGUCCAGGGAUGGGGACAAGUUCUGGCGGAUGCCCGAGUGCUACAUCCGUGGCAGUACCAUCAAGUACCUGCGCAUUCCUGACGAGAUCAUCGACAUGGUGAAGGAGGAGGUGGUGGCUAAGGGCCGUGGCCGAGGUGGCCUGCAGCAGCAGAAACAGCAGAAGGGCCGAGGCAUGGGAGGUACCGGUCGAGGUGUGUUUGGCGGCCGGGGUCGCGGCGGGAUCGCAGGCACAGGCAGAGGUCAGCCAGAAAAGAAGCCCGGCAGACAGACGGGCAAACAGUGAGCUGCCCCAGCCAGAGACUGAGCGGCGGGCUCUGCUCCCACCUGAGGCUGCGUUUCUACUCUCCGGUUCAGAAGGAACAGACAUGCUGGGGAAGCCCCUGGCCUGGUCUGUGGUCUGCUCUUUAUGUAAAGUCCUUGUUUCUGCCAGCACUUCUACAGUUGGAAACGCUGUCCAUUGUUUUUGGUUUUGUGAAAUUGUAACAUCUUUUAAAAGUCCAUGCUCUUGUUUUGAGGGCAGGCUUCUUCCAAGCAGGUUUGUUUGCAUUUGAGUUGGAGUCCCGUGUGGCAAACAGACGGGAUUUAUUUUAAACUCUGCUGAGAUUGACAGCCUCAAGUUUUUUGAAACACAGACCCCAGAGUUGCCUUUUCAUAAUAAAUGUGGAGAAGCACGUGCCCCACAAGCUGUACCAGGAACGUUGUUGGCCCUUGCCCUUUGGCCUCCCAUCUCCCUCUUUGUGUUAUAAAAAUAAAAGCAAAUGCAACUACAAAC
Molecule: messenger RNA, 1106 nt
Organism: Condylura cristata (star-nosed mole)
Lineage: Eukaryota; Metazoa; Chordata; Mammalia; Eulipotyphla; Talpidae
Gene: LSM4
Product: LSM4 homolog, U6 small nuclear RNA associated (S. cerevisiae)
Exons: 5
Coding region: 198-617 (139 amino acids)
Biological process (GO): nuclear-transcribed mRNA catabolic process; spliceosomal snRNP assembly; P-body assembly
Cellular component (GO): U6 snRNP; spliceosomal tri-snRNP complex; P-body
Molecular function (GO): U6 snRNA binding
Source: RefSeq, a predicted model, not a curated record